AUGAAUCCUUAUCAACCACCUUCAUAUCAUCAUCAUCAUCCUCCACCACCGGGAACACAUCGACAUCAGUAUCCACCACCACCAGGUGUCGGUAUUCCGCCAGGACCGAUGUUUCCACCACCUCCACAUCUUUUUCCAAACUAUCCACCACCUCCCCACGGAAUGAUGGCACCACCACCCGGAAUGUUCCCUGGGUUCCCCGGUGGCCAUCCAAUGAUGAUUCCACCAUUGUUACCUACACCACCCGGACCACCCGGAGUACUAGGAAACAAACAAAUGACACCACAUAAACAUCAUAUACAACAGCAGCAUCAACAACAUCAACAACAACAACAGCAACAGCAACAGAUGAAUCAUCAAUCGUCAAUGAUGAAGAUUGUACCUCCAGUUGUUUCUGCAACGGCAUCGAUUGCUGCUAAUGCUUCAAACUUGUCGUCGUCAUCGUCAUCCACAACUACAGCAUCAUCUGCAACCAUUACACCGACAGUCUAUGUAGGAAAGAUACCAGAGACCGUUGAAGAUGACUUUAUUCGAAAGUUACUCGAUCUCUGUGGAAAGGUAGUAAAGUGGAACCGUGCAUCCGAUCCCAGUGGUAAACUUAAAGGUUUUGGAUUCUGUGAGUUCGAUUCACCGGAAGGUGUAUUAAGAGCUCUAAGAUUAUUAAAUGAAUUACAAAUUGAUGAUAAGAAUUUAAUGUUAAAGGUAGAAGAUAAAGUACAAAAGUAUUUAAAUGAAUAUAUUGAAAAUAGAAAUAAGAAUGAACAAGAUAAAGAAACACAGCAAACAGAGGAAAAAGAUAAAGAUGAUACUACAAAAGAAUCGAUACAACAAUUGGUAAAAGAAAACAAAGUAAUGUUGGAGGAAAAGAAGAGACAAAAAGAGAAAUCAUUACCACCUCCCGAAAUACAAGAGAAUAAAGUAUUAGAAUUAAGAUUGAUGACUAAAGAAGAAAAGUUAAAGAUGGCAGCCAAGGAGAAAGAGAAAGAGAUUGAAAAGGAAAAGGAAAGAGAAACAAGAAAGAGAGAGAGAAACGAGAGAGCUCUGAGAGAAAAGGAAAGAGAUUGGGAGGCAAGAGAGAUGAGAAGCGAGAAGGAUAGAGAACGUGACAAGGAGAGAGAACGUGAGAGAGAACGAAAUGAAAUCUAUAUCAGAAAGCAAGAGAUGGAGGAAUACUCGAGUGACGACGAACACAUGAGAAAGCGUUUGAGAGCACGUGACUCUGUCAAGAGAAGACAGAAGGAGUUGGAAGAUGACAUCAAAGAGAAAGAGAGGGAGAAAGAAAGAGAAAAGGAAAAGGAGAGAGAGAGACUGUUGGAACGCGAGAAAGAGAGUAGCGGUAGUUCGACAGGUGUCAGUGGUGCUGGUGGUGUCGGUAACAACGGUGGUGAGCAUGGUGUAAUCGGACCUUUUAGCCUUGGAUUGGGUGGAAGAAAGUUGACACUGUCGAACAACGGUAGCGGUCUUGGACUGACAGCGGAAACCAUCAAUAAGAUUCAAUUGGAUUUCUCGGCAAAGAAAGCUACACGUUUAUCGACCGCCACUGGAUUCAACACGAACGAAGUCGAAGAACCCGAACAGAUUGUCAAUAAGAAACAAAUGAUACUUUUAGAUUAUAAUGAAAUAUUGGAUAAUACCAACAGCAACGAUAUAGAUGCUAAAGUAUUAUUGAAAUCGAAUGUACAGCAACAACAACAACAACAAUUACAACAGCAACAACAACAACAACAACAAUUAAGACAAUCACAACAACAACAACAGCAACAACAACAAUUACAACAACAGCAACAACAACAACAAGUUAAACAAAGAUCAAAAGAAGAAUUACAAAAGAUUAUCGAUACUAUACCACUGGAUAAGGAUGAUCUGCUGAAUAUGAAAAUGGAAUGGGAUGAGAUCGAGAAAUUGCAGCUCAUUGAGAGUAAACUGAAACCUUGGGUCAAUAAGAAGUUGACAGAGAUCAUUGGUGCAGAAGAGACAAUCCUUAUCGAACAUAUUAUAAGUCUGAUGAAGCAGAGAUCUGACCCACACACUAUUAUAUCGCAAUUGAAAGAGAUGAUAGACGAAGAAGCAGAGAAUUUCGUAUUGAAAAUGUGGAGAAUGUUAGCUUUUCUUGUUAAAACAUCGAUAUGA
Molecule: messenger RNA, 2130 nt
Organism: Heterostelium album PN500
Lineage: Eukaryota; Evosea; Eumycetozoa; Acytosteliales; Acytosteliaceae
Product: RNA-binding region RNP-1 domain-containing protein
Exons: 3
Coding region: 1-2130 (709 amino acids)
Biological process (GO): mRNA processing
Molecular function (GO): RNA binding
Source: RefSeq, a predicted model, not a curated record